GGGACCCAAAUAGAAAUGAAGACAAAGUCCCGCAUCACUUGCAGACUAGAUUUACUCAAAUGGGAAUCUCUCACUGUCACUCUCCCUCCGUCUCACACUCUCUCUCUCUCUAAAACAAAUGCUGAGCAAGGUGAUCAAAAAGUCAACCACCUGCUAAACACAAAAGAGACCUCUCUCUCUCUCAGAAAAUUGAAUACAAUGGAUCAAAUACAACACAAAUACGUCGACGUGAAUGGUAUGAAGCUCCACGUUGCCGAGAUCGGAACUGGCCCAUCGGUGGUGGUCUUCCUGCACGGCUUCCCGGAGAUAUGGUACAGUUGGCGGCACCAGAUGAUUGCCGUGGCCAAUGCUGGUUUCAGAGCGCUCGCACCCGAUUGCAGAGGGUACGGACUAUCCGAUCCACCGCCCGAACCAGAGAAGUCCUCCUUCUCUGACCUCAUCACCGACCUACUUGCCAUUAUUGAUGCUCUCAGCAUUCCCAAGGUUUUUCUUAUUGGUAAAGAUUUUGGAGCCUGGCCAGCUUAUCAAUUUGCCAUUCUCUACCCAAAGAGGGUCUUGGGAGUUGUGACAUUGGGUAUACCAUGCAUGCCCCCAAGUCCACCUGCAUUUCAUAAACAACUUCCUGAAGGCUUCUACAUUUCAAGAUGGAGGGAACCUGGACGAGCUGAAGCAGAUUUUGGUCGCCUUGAUGUUAAAACGGUUGUGCGGAACAUCUACAUCCUCUUCGCCAAAAGUGAAAUACCAAUAGCAGAGGAAAGCCAGGAGAUCAUGGAUUUGGUGGAACCAUCAACUCCUCUACCCCCUUGGUUCACAGAGGAAGAUCUUGAAGUCUAUGGAGCUUUGUAUGAGAAAUCUGGAUUCCGAACCGCAUUGCAAGUUCCCUAUAGGUCAUUCACUAAAGGAGGGUUUGAAGCACCAGAUCCAAAAGUUGAAGCCCCAGCCCUACUGAUCAUGGGUGAGAAAGAUUAUGUCUUCAAAUUUCCAGGGAUGGAAGAGUACAUAAGGAAUGGACAGGUGAAAGUUUAUGUUCCGAAAUUGGAGAUAACAUACUUGCCUGAAGGAACCCAUUUUGUUCAAGAGCAAUUCCCUGACCAAGUGAAUCAGCUCAUCCUCACCUUCCUCGGUAACCAUAGCUGAUCACAAACCUUUAAGAAAGAUUUUUCAUUGUUGAAGAUUGCUGAAAGGUUGGCUGGGAUUGUGAAAGACUUGGAAAGCAUAAAACCUCCUAUUUACCUUAUGUGAGUAAACAACCGUACUGUACCAUUAUCAGGCAAAGACUGGUUUUGCGUUUCCUCUCCCGCUUGUAAUUGUGUUUCAAGCAAAUAAAUUGUGCUUUUGCGGCCAGAUUCAAGAGAGAAAUGCAUGUAAUAAUGGAUAGAGAUUUAAUUGCAUUUUGCUGGGUGACAAUGGGAUUGAAUUCACUACAAAA
Cornus florida is the source of this 1429-nucleotide messenger RNA. RefSeq lists its product as uncharacterized. The coding region runs from base 16 to 1137 and encodes 373 amino acids. The transcript is spliced from 4 exons. Gene Ontology annotation, molecular function: hydrolase activity. The record is from RefSeq and is a predicted model, not a curated record. NCBI's taxonomy places the organism in Eukaryota, Viridiplantae, Streptophyta, Magnoliopsida, Cornales, Cornaceae.